UUUAUGAAAGAACACUUUUUGGCCGGGAUGAAGACAACACAGAGGGUCGAAAGCAUAAAUAGUUUCUUUGAUGGGUUUGUGAACAGGAAGACUAGGCUUUACGAAUUCCCUAACAAGUACACUAGGGCAAUGGGGAGGCGUGUUAAAGCUGAAACUGAUGCGGAUGCUCGCUGUGGCAAAUAUUUGAGGUGACUCGUGAGUGGUUUUUAUGUAGAACAAUUCUUUCGGGACAUCUACACUGACACCAAAUUCCAAGAGAUUCAAAUAGAGUGUUGUAGACUUAUGCAUUGCUCUGGGAGGGAGGAGCGUGUGCUAGAAGGGAACGUGAUUCAAUAUCUACUUGAAGAUCGGGUCUGGAUUAUCCCAGAAGGGAAGAUAGAAGAAGAGAUAACUGAUAGGAGACGAUUCUACUGUGUCCUGUACAACACAGUUAUGAAGGACGUGUCUUGUGAUUGCUGCAAGUUCGAAACCUUUGGUAUUCUUUGCAGGCAUAUCAUUCAGGUUUAUGAUCAAAAUAGGGUGUCUGAAAUUCCUUCAAAGUAUGUACUCGACAGGUGGCGCAAAGAUGUCCCUCGGAAGCAUAGCCGGGUUAACGUUUCCUAUCACGAUCAAGUACAAAUUAUUCUGUCCAGAUUUAUAGGAAACUGAUGGGUGAGUUUGAGGCAAUUUGUGAAGUUGCAGCAUCUGCUGAUGACAAGGAUACAAUAGAUCUUGUAUUUCAGUCUCUACAAUCACUUUCUUUGGAUGUCAAACAAAGCAGAGCGAAGUUCUUGGAAAAGCAACCUUGCCUACCCACUCUCCCAAGAACCCUGAUGCCUCCAUCUGAGAUAUGUUCAAACAGCCCUGAAUCAUGCCAAACACCUCUGUCGAUAUCAAAACCUACUGGAGUUGAAGUGAACCCUGUUGAAGUGGCUCCUGUUUUAGUGAAAGAUCCUGUUAGCCGUAAAAAGCCGCGGGGACGGCCAAAGGUGUAUAGGCAUAAAUCCCUUGCGGAGAUGGGAUACAAAAAGAGUGGAGCGAAAAAAGGUGAAACCGCGCAACAACCUCUUGCAAAAUUACCUGCUAAGAGGAAAAACCCACAAGGCGUUCAGUUCCAAAACAUAAUUGAGAACUACUAUGACUACGUUGCAGAUGUUGGCGCGAUUGAUGAAUUUGCACAACGCAAUGGGGUUCAAUGGGGAUCUGGUGCUUCUGAAACCUUUUAGGUCGCAGCUGAUGGUUAGAUGACAUAUGAUGCAGUACCGCUUCUUUUGAAACUUGAGUUUCGGGUCUUGGACAAUGUUUUUCGUAUUUUGUAAUCCGUUUAAAACAUGCUUUUGACUUACAUGUUUUUAUCAAACCCACAGAACCCUGUUCUGAUCCUAUAUAUUUUGUGGUUUGAUAUUCAUUUUGCAAACAUG
Chenopodium quinoa (quinoa) is the source of this 1400-nucleotide messenger RNA. RefSeq lists its product as uncharacterized. Bases 648 to 1205 code for a protein of 185 amino acids. The record is from RefSeq and is a predicted model, not a curated record. Lineage: Eukaryota; Viridiplantae; Streptophyta; Magnoliopsida; Caryophyllales; Amaranthaceae. The transcript has 2 exons.